Molecule: messenger RNA, 4464 nt
Organism: Hydra vulgaris (swiftwater hydra)
Lineage: Eukaryota; Metazoa; Cnidaria; Hydrozoa; Anthoathecata; Hydridae
Product: myb-like protein X
Biological process (GO): chromatin remodeling; regulation of DNA-templated transcription
Cellular component (GO): nucleus
Molecular function (GO): RNA binding; protein binding; ATP-dependent H2AZ histone chaperone activity
Source: RefSeq, a predicted model, not a curated record
AACUAAACUAAUUUACAAAACUGUAUCCGAUACGAUAAGAAUAUUAAAGAAACAACUUUUAAUAAGGCGAGUUGCCUUACCAUCAAAACGUUUUUGGUUAUAAAAUAAUAAAUGAAGAAAGACUGCCUUAUACAGACAUGCCCAAAGUUGUUGAUAAAAAGAAAGAUUAUGAUGUUUUAGGUUUAGCAUCUUUUGCGGACGAAGACGAGGUUAAGAAAGCUUUUGCACGACUUGCUCUCAAAUACCACCCAGAUUUACAUUACACAAAUAAGGGUAAAGGCGAAACAAAUCAACAGUGUCGCGUAAAAUUUCAAGAAAUUUGUAGAGCUUACAGAAAAAUUAUGGCAGAUGAGAAUGGUGUAGAUCAAAGUAGUGAUAGUGAUGAGAUAUUUUUUACUUUUCUGGGAAGAUUUCUACAAGAACGAGCACCAAAAAAUGAGUUAUAUACUCUAUUUACACCAAACCACAAACCACAAUUUCAAAGUGAUAAUGAAUACAGAUGCUUAGAGGAUGCAAUUGAUGAAGAAGGAGAAUGUGAACUUAAUAAGCUCGUUGAGAUAUUAGAGAAUCGUUUACAGAAUGGGAAAUCAGUUCCAGCAGGUUUAACACAUGACAAGUUAGUUCGGCUAAAAGAUGACUUUAUUAGGCAGAAAGAAGAAAACAGGCGUUUAGAUCAGAUGCCUGAAACACAAGUUAAAAAAUUACAAAAUAAUUGUUCUAUGUCAAAGCCAAAACCAAAAAAUCGGAAGCAACUACUAGCCGAGCAGCGCAGGAGAGAAAUAGAGAUGGCCAAGAUCGCCAAAGAACUUGAAGAAAAAAAGAAAAAGGAUGAUGAAAAAGAACAGAUUCGUAAAAUGCAAGAAAUAGAACGUCAAAAAAUACUUGAAGAGGAAAUAAAAAAAGAAGAAGAAAUUAAAAAAAAACAGUUCAACGAAGUUAAGAAAAAGAAAGAGCGAGAAGAUAAAGAAAGAGAACAGAGAUCAUUGAAAGAAAAGGAAAAAGCUGAUCACCUUAAAAAAUCUAAAGAAGAAGAGCAAAUAAAAAAAGAAGAAGAAAAAAAAAGGAAGGCAGAAGAAAAAUCUACAAAACAGAAAGCUGUAAAAGAUACCAAAGAAAUUGAAGAGAGAGAAAAAGUUAAUGAGAAGCAGAAGUUACAGACAAAACAACGAUCACAGCAAUAUCAGCAAUAUCAACAACAACAGCAGAAGUAUCCUCGUGAAGUUCCACCACGUUUUUUGAGACAACAACAGUUAAAACAAACUCCUCGUAAAGAUUACGAAUAUUCUUCUAAUGAAAUUUAUUGCAAUAUACCUCAAUGUGAAGAUGAUAAAGACAGUGAAACUUGGGAUAAUGAUAAUAAUGAAAAUUUAGUUGUAGCGCCAGUUAUUGAAAAUUCCUGGGGUGGUUUGCCAGCCUCAGAGGACUGGGAUUUAGAGUUAAAUAAACAGGAAACUACUGACUGUGUUGAAAUAGAUAGCAGAUCAGAUACAAUUGAAAGUGAACAUUUUAAUAAAAAAAGUGAUUAUAAACCAAAUACAUUAAUAGAACAGCAUUCCACAAUACAUAAUUCUUCUUUAAUAGCAAAUUCUUCAAUUAGUCCAUUUACAACUAUAUCAACUGCAAAUGUAAGUAUUGCCCCUUGUAAUGUAAAUACAGACUCUUCUUGGGGAGCCAGUUUAACAGGCUCAACUUGGGAGUCAACUGUGAAAAACAUUUUAAAUUUUGAAGUAAGUGAUAAUAUUGGGUUAAAAGAAAAAAUGCAAAAAAUAGAUCCUAAAACUCUUACCUUAGAUUCUACUAGUUACAUUCAGACGUCUAAUCCAAGAGUUACUUCUUGGGCUGGCCUAGAUAGCUUUGAAGCUGGACCCAGUAAAAUUGAAGAAAAUGUUGUUUGUUAUACUGAAAAAAAAAAUAUGAAUAUGUCAGAUUGUUUAUCAAAUGCAAUUCAUUGUUAUAAUGAAACUGAGAAGGUUACUCAGUUAAGUGAGCAAAUCUCUUUAUCCUCUUCCCUUGAUACUAAAAUUGAUAGUAAUCUAAAAGUUACCGGGUGGUUGCAAAGCUCAAAUCCAUCAGAAGAUUGGGAACUUGAUAAACAUGAAGAAGAUCUAGGAUGGACUACUGUAUCUUUAAAAGCCAAGAAAACUGCCCCUCCUAGUGUUACAAGUAAUACUCCAACAUCAUCAAAUCAAUCAAAGUGUGAAGGUGUGAUUGCUACACCUAAUGCUGCAAACAAUAAUGCAUGGACUAAUCGGGCUUUGAAACAGCUUCUUGAUAUGGGAUUUAAGAGAGAUCAUGCAGAGAAAGCAUUAAAAAAUAACAAUGGGAUAAUUGAAAGUGCAGUUAGCGACCUUCUCAUGGGAACUGAAAGUUCUGAGAAACAGUCUGUCGAAAAAUCUUCUGAAUCGGAGAAUACUAGUACACUUAAGUUAAAUCGCAAACAGCGUCGUAAACUUCAACAAAUGUCUGCGGAGCAAUGUAAUGAUCCAAUAUCUAAUCUUUCACCAAAACCAGUAGUUCAAGCAGAAUCUUUAUCAUCGACUACAAAAGAACCUGCCAAGAUCAAAGGAGAUGGUUUAUUACCGACUCCACCACUUAGCCACAGACUGGUUCCUUGUGAAAGUUCUGUGGCUAUUGAAAGAACUAUUACUCGCCCUUUAAAAUCUACAGAUACGAAAGGUGCAUUUCAAAAAGUAGUGACAAGACCGAUUGUUUCUACGCAAGAAAGUAUCAUCACAUCAACGUCUCUUAGUUCCAUUGGAACAUUAAGAUCUAUUAGUAAUGAUCCUAACUAUAGCACGGCUUCUAUUGGAGAUGAAAGUAAUAACGCUAUACUUCAGCCUCCAGUUAACCCAGUUUUGCUAGCUCAAGUGCAUUUGCAAAAAUUAGGGCUCAAUGAUUCUAAGUCGACGCCUUUUCCUUUAGUGACUACCGCAGAAUCUGUUACUAAUAAUAUGAUUCAUCAUUACUUGCAACAAAUUUCCCAAGUCUCAGUCCCUGACGUUUCUGCACCAAAGGUUUCUGUUCUUUUUCCACACCAUCAUUUGUCCUCCUCGUCGCAGCAAAUGCCUACAUCUUCAAUUCAUAUUUCCGGAUUAAUACAUCAAUCACCCAUAGCUGUUUCUAGUUAUUCGGAUGGUCCACAGAGAUCCAAACUAUUGCAAUGGACACAAUCUAAUUCUUGUGCACAAAGUGAUUCAGGUACUUCACAGUUCUGCGAUGAUAAACCAUUUCAAUCUGUUGAUCCAGUGUCAGCAAAAUGGGGAGUUAUUGCAGCUCCACGGUUGUCACCGACACCUGCAGAAUUUAGACCAGGUGUUCCGUGGAAAUCACGAACUGAUACAUUUGAUGAGAAUGAAUUAAAACAUGACAAUAUAAAUCCGAAAAAACAAGUUACUCGAGUUAUAAACAAUUCAUUUUCUGUCACUAGUAGUGUUACUUCUUCAAUUCUUGUUUCUACAGUUAACAAGCAUCAACCAGAUCAUUUAUCCAGGAGAACACCGCCUGGACUUCAAAGUGAUCUAAAAGAUAGAUCUGAAAAUCAGUUUUGUUGGUUAACAUUAAAAGGGAUAGCUUCUGCUGUUGAGCUUUCCAAAAUUCGUCAAAUUUGUUCUCAAUUUGGAACGGUUUUACAUUUACGCGUGAUCGGUGACGUAGUUUACGUUUGCUUUGAGACUAGUAUUCAAGCACAAAAUGCUUGCCUAUCUCUUAACGGAAAAGUUGUUUCAAAUUCUCAAAUUGUUGCGGAAGUUUCAAUAGAAUCAGAUUUUAAUCACAUUGUAUCAAGUCCAGUUCAUGAGAUAAAUCAGCCAUUUUCAAAUAUGUCGUCAUUUGGAAAUGCGUGGACAUCUGCGGGCGAGAAAAUAUAUACCCCACCGCUUUCUCACAUGUAUUCACAACAAAACUUCCAACCUGCUUACGUAUCUCCUAAUGCUCUUAUAAAUAGCGGUUUUAAUCAAUGGACUAUGGGUGUUCCCCAACCUUUGUAUUCUAACUCUAAUCAGCUUUGGACAACCGCCCAACAACAAUCCAAUUUGUAUCAAUGCUACACUCCCAAUAAUUGGCAUCCUGCGACCUCGUCUGAUAUUACUCAGAUCCAUCCUAUGUUUAGUGCUGAUAUAGAUCGAUAUAUACCUGAAUUAAUUGUAAAGUGUAGGGAACCUACUUCAUGAAAUUGACAGAAAUAUAAAAGAUGAAUAAUGAAACCCUGAAAAAUGGGUGUCAGUGCUUGUUUAUCUUAAUGUCCAUAUUUAAUAAUAAUAACCUUCUUUGUUCUAUGUGUUGUUUGCAAUGUGUACCCCUGAAACACGGGGUUUCUAUGUGUUGCUUACAAUAUAUGCCCCCUGAAAUACGGGGUUUUCUAUACAAAUUAUUAUCUGCAAUCCUGAAAAGGUUUAUUGUAGAGUUGUUUUCUGUUGUGCGUGCAAACAAUUGUAAAAGUUUUUACCAAAAGAUACAAAUAUUUAA